ACAAACCCACCCCAGAAAAACCACCACCCUCAUCAACUCCUCAACCCCAUUUCAAUUUUCAACCCCCAUUCAACCAAAUGGCUCGUACAAAGCAAACAGCAAGAAAAUCAACCGGAGGAAAGGCUCCAAGAAAGCAACUAGCCACAAAGGCAGCUAGAAAGUCAGCACCGGCAACCGGAGGAGUGAAAAAGCCGCACAGGUUCCGCCCCGGAACCGUUGCAUUGAGGGAGAUCAGGAAGUACCAGAAGAGCACUGAGUUGUUGAUCAGGAAGCUGCCGUUUCAGCGGCUGGUGAGGGAGAUUGCUCAGGACUUUAAAACCGAUUUACGGUUUCAGAGCUCUGCUGUUGCGGCGCUUCAGGAAGCGUCUGAGGCGUAUCUGGUUGGGUUGUUUGAGGAUACGAAUUUGUGCGCGAUUCAUGCGAAAAGGGUUACGAUUAUGCCCAAAGAUAUGCAGCUUGCCAGGAGGAUUCGUGGUGAGAGGGCUUAGGGUUUGUGUUCAGUUGGUGGUGUUUGUUUUGGGUUUAUCAUUCCUCCUGUUGUUUUAUGUAAAUUGAUGGAUGUCAAUGGAACUUUAUUUUGAAACUUAA
Molecule: messenger RNA, 588 nt
Organism: Helianthus annuus (common sunflower)
Lineage: Eukaryota; Viridiplantae; Streptophyta; Magnoliopsida; Asterales; Asteraceae
Product: histone H3.2
Exons: 1
Coding region: 78-488 (136 amino acids)
Cellular component (GO): nucleosome
Molecular function (GO): DNA binding; structural constituent of chromatin; protein heterodimerization activity
Source: RefSeq, a predicted model, not a curated record